Aspergillus clavatus NRRL 1 is the source of this 3096-nucleotide messenger RNA. RefSeq names its product tRNA methyltransferase PPM2. The record is from RefSeq and is a predicted model, not a curated record. NCBI's taxonomy places the organism in Eukaryota, Fungi, Ascomycota, Eurotiomycetes, Eurotiales, Aspergillaceae. Gene Ontology annotation, molecular function: protein binding; tRNA methyltransferase activity. Bases 1 to 3096 code for a protein of 1031 amino acids. The transcript is spliced from 6 exons. Gene Ontology annotation, biological process: wybutosine biosynthetic process; tRNA methylation.
AUGGGAGCCUCAAAGAAACCAGCCGCGGCUGGUCUCACCUCCAAGGCUGAGAGAGAGGCCGACCUGGUGAUGGGAACUAACAAUAGCAGUAUUGUGUCCAAACGAAGCGUCGAAUUACUAUACUACCCUAAGCCCCAUUUCUUUCGCUAUUUCGUGAAAAAGCCCCAGAGACGAUCGCCUUUGAUAAACCGUGGAUACUGGCUUCGUAUGCAUGCUAUGGAAGAGACUGUUCGACAGUUCAUGAGCCAGCCGUCAGACAAGCCCAAAUUCGUCUUGAAUCUUGGAUGUGGAUUUGAUCCAUUACCGUUUAUACUCCUGAGUGCCGAUAAGUCCUUGUGUAGUACCACGCAGUUCGUGGACAUCGACUAUGAAAAGCUCAUGAUCAAUAAGAAGACGGCCAUUCGUCGAACCGAUGAGAUCACACAGCUUCUCGAAAAUGUAGAGUUCCUGUCAGAUGAGAGCCCGAUCCAGAUUCGCAGUGAAAAAUACAUAGGCGUUGGUUGUGAUUUGAAGAACCUCAAGAAGCUGGAUGAUGUGCUGAGAACAGAGGUUCUCCCUUCAGAAUGCUCAAUUCUGUUCCUGGCAGAGGUCUCUCUGACCUACAUGGAUGUCAAGUCCGCUAAUGCAGUGCUGGACUGGGCCUCGAAACUCAAUGAUGAUGCUAAAUUCUGCAUACUGGAGCAAUUUUUCCCAGACGGACCAAACCAUCCUUUCGCUUCGACCAUGAUGAAGCAUUUCAAUAAACUCGGAGCACCUCUGUACUCUAUCCAUGAAUACCCUUCGCUUAGUGAGCAGGAACAGCGAUUCAGGAAUGCUGGAUGGAAGCACGCGCACGCCAGGAGUCUCUGGGAUCUCUGGUCUGAUGACGAGUUUGUUGGCACAUCGCGCAGAGCGUGGCUGGACUCAGUGGAACCGUUCGAUGAAUGGGAAGAGUUCGCGUUGUUCGCUUCACAUUAUUUUUUACUUAUCGCUUCUACUAAGCCACAGUCUGCAGAUCAAGAUCCAGCACAGGCACCAGUAUCUGCUGCGGAUACAGAUGCGUCUUUCCAAUAUAUGUUGCUCCCAAGCAGCAGCCAGGGUGCGGGCCACAGACGAUUCGGUGCCCUUAUCCCGGACAGCGAGAAGUCUAUCGGCCACCACUCAGGCCUGUGUCAGCAGACGCGUGACGCAUCCACCGAUCUUUACACCAAGUCAAGGGAGAUAACCAGCCCCGAACUCCCUUUUCCAUCGCGGGAGGUCUCCGCGCGGAUGUGCCAUACUGUGACUAGCCUGGGCGAUGCUGACUGUCUGCUCGUUGGUGGGCGAGCGUCACCAGCCUCUGGUUUUCAGGAUUGUUGGCUGCGACAAGGGAGUCAGUGGCGCUCAGUCCAAAAUCUUCCAGCCCCCCGGUUUCGGCACAGCGCUGUCAAGCUCUCUCUCGACAGUGACUCUGAAGUUGUUCUCGUCUACGGCGGAAAAUCUAGCGAUGGCUCGAUCUUCGAUAAUUGGUUGAUGUGGCGCAAAGACGGCGCCGGAUGGCAGGAAAUUGAGACUCAGGGCUCGAAACCUACUGCUCGAUUCGGAGCAUGUCUAGCCACCAUCAACGAUACCACAGGCGUUCUGUUUGGAGGUAUCGGACCAUCUGGAAACAUCCUUGAGGACUUCUGGACAUGGAAGAUGCAUCAACGGGAUGACGGAUCUAUCUAUGUAGAGCUGAUCGAGCACACGGAUGGUCUGCGGAGAACGUCUCCUCUGUGCGAGUAUAUCUAUCGAUUCGGAGCGACAAUCACCAUGACCUCAUGGGGAUUGGUCAUAGCCGGUGGAAUCAUUCCUCGACAUGUUGUUCCUUACAGGAAGGAGAUUAUGUUACUUGAUUCGACGACGCUGCUCAAAGAUCUGAACGACAAGUCGCCUUGGAGUCAAAAUAUCGUGUCUGCAAUUGGGCUCGGGGAUGACCUGAGAGGCCCAAGACCAUUGCUGGUUGGUCACGCCUCCUGCGCCGUUGAACCAGGUCAAGUCCUCAUGCUGGGUGGCGGCGCAGUCUGCUUCUCCUUCGGGACGUUCUGGACUGAAGGGAGCUGGAUCCUGCAAUCUGCAGCCUCGGCCUGUGCGAAUGACUGGGCACUGGUCCCGGAAACUGUGCAAGCAAAGAAACCCGUUGUACCGCAGGUGACGCCACAUAUCGCAAACUGCAGCGCUACUAAGGAGAUCCCUUCAAUCCCUCGCCGUCGGGUCGAAAACCCCGAGCAAUUCCAACAAAUUCUAGCUGAUGGAAGACCUGUGAUUAUCGAAGGCUCAGACAUCGGACCCUGCACCGAGCGGUGGACGAAAGAAUACUUGACUGAGGCUGUUGGCAGUGACCGCAAGGUCAUUGUUCAUGAGGCCCAAUCAGACAAUAUGGACUUCCAAUCCAAGAAUUUCUCCUAUGUAACCAAACCCUUUGGGGAGUUUCUGAACCAAGUUCAUGCUGGUGGCCGGCAGUAUCUCCGUAGCAUUUCAUCUGAACAGCCUUCUAAGCUGCCUGCCAAUCUCGCAGUUGAUUUUCCAGGCUUGAAGGAUGAUUUCCAGCUCUCAGAGGCACUGUCAUUGGUGACCGAAAACGCGCAUAGUUCUCCGUUGAGGAUAUCGGGCCCGGUCACCAUGUGGCUCCAUUACGAUGUAAUGGCAAACGUAUUGUGCCAGAUACGAGGUAAGAGGAGACUUGUGCUGUUUCCUCCUCGCGAUGUGCAGUAUCUACAGAUUCCUCCUGGAGGCUCGAGCUCCACCAUCAAUGUAUUUCCGAACAUGGAAGAUGGCUCGAUCAUCUCGAUUCCACACACGUCGCCGCAAGAAACCGUCUUGAACAGCGGCGAUAUUUUGUUCAUUCCACCGAUGUGGCUGCAUACCGCAUCUCCAAUUGGAGAAGUUAGUGUUGCAGUAAACGUCUUUUUCCGCAAUCUCUCCAAGGGAUAUGCAGCGGGUCGCGACGUGUACGGCAACCGCGACCUGCAGGCGUAUGAGAAAGCAAGAGCCGAUCUUCAGAAAAUGGUUAAAUCAUUUGAUGGUCUUCCGGCUGAUGUUGCCGGCUUCUAUCUCUCUCGACUCGCACAAGAAUUGAAGGAAAGUGCCGAAGUAUGA